This is a messenger RNA of Xenopus laevis (African clawed frog), 2569 nucleotides long. RefSeq names its product solute carrier family 2 (facilitated glucose transporter), member 15a L homeolog (gene slc2a9.L). The transcript has 13 exons. Gene Ontology annotation, cellular component: plasma membrane; membrane. NCBI's taxonomy places the organism in Eukaryota, Metazoa, Chordata, Amphibia, Anura, Pipidae. The record is from RefSeq and is a predicted model, not a curated record. Gene Ontology annotation, biological process: transmembrane transport; dehydroascorbic acid transport; hexose transmembrane transport. Bases 275 to 1921 code for a protein of 548 amino acids. Gene Ontology annotation, molecular function: D-glucose transmembrane transporter activity; transmembrane transporter activity; hexose transmembrane transporter activity.
ACUGGCUGAAAUACAACACAGCCGUCUGGCAGCCUUCACCAACGCAAACCCGAGAAGAAUGAAGGAAGGGUAUGCGCAUGCGCGGUGGAGAGCGGCGGCGGAAUAUGUACAUUGAGCACGAUGGCUCAGCGAGGGAUGAGAGACGAACUUAGAUCGCUGCCUGGCUCCUGUCAAUCACUCCGCUGUUUCUAGAGGGGACAAGGAAGCUGCGGGGGGCGUGGCCCAGAGUGAGUCCCGGCUGUACAGCGCAGACUUCUCACACACUGGACUAGACAUGGCUGAGCUGGAGGCAGACUGGGAGCUGGUGCAACUGAAGCAGCAAAAAGAACAUUGUAAUAUGGAACAUCUCGACCAUGAAACAGGAAAAAUCAGCAGUAAGGGAUUCUCAUGGAAGCUCAUUAUGGCUGCAGUUGUUGGGGCCCUUGGAUCUUCCUUUCUGUAUGGAUACAAUCUGUCUGUAGUGAAUGCACCUUCACUGUAUAUACGAGAGCUUUAUAAUGAGAGCUGGGCAGCACGAUACAAUUACACCGUUAGCAAAAGCACCAUCUCUAUCAUGUGGUCUGUCACGGUCUCCAUCUUUGCCAUUGGUGGCCUUGUAGGAGCACUGAUUGUUAUUCCAAUGGUAAACUUCCUAGGAAGAAAAGGAACGCUGCUCCUGAACAAUUUAUUUGCAAUUGCAGCAGCUUUACUGAUGUCCUUAUCAAACGUUGCCGGCGUUCCUGAAAUGCUGAUACUGGGGCGGUUCAUCAUGGGCAUUGAUGGCGGUAUCGCUCUCAGUACCCUCCCCAUGUACUUAAAUGAAGUUUCACCCAAGCACAUCCGCGGAUCUUUAGGACAAGUCACUGCCAUCCUGAUUUGCGUUGGAGUAUUUGUUGGGCAAGUUCUGGGCCUACCCGAGAUAUUUGGAAAGGAAUCCCAUUGGCCCUGUCUGUUUGGAUUCAUUCUGAUUCCGGCACUGAUACAGCUUGUGUUCCUGCCAUUCUUUCCUGAAAGCCCCCGCUAUCUCUUAUUAGAGAAGCAAGACAGGAAGAGAGCUGAGAAAGCAUUCAGCAUAUUUCUCGGGAGGGAGGACGUCUCACAGGACAUUGAAGACGUCUUGGCAGAAACCAGAAUUCAAAGGAAUAUUCGAUUAGUGUCCGUCAUCGAACUAUUUAAGACCCGCUCCGCCAAGUGGCAAAUUAUAACCGUCAUCGUAACAAUGGCAUCUUAUCAGUUAUGCGGUCUCAAUGCAAUAUGGUUCUACACCAACAGUAUCUUCUCUGAAGCUGGUAUUCAGUCUGACAAGAUUCCAUACAUUACCCUAUCAACGGGGGGCAUCGAAAUUCUGGCAUCUGUAAUAUCUAGCUUGACUGUUGAAAAGCUCGGGAGGAGAAUUCUAUUGAUUGGAGGAUUUGGUCUGAUGACAUUGUUCUUUGGAAUACUCACCGUUUCUCUAACAUUUCAGCACCAUGCACCCUGGAUACCAUACAUCAGCAUUGUGUGUAUUCUGGGAGUAAUUGCAUCAUUUUGCAUUGGACCAGGUGGCAUUCCAUUUGUUCUGGUGGGCGAGUUUUUCCCACAGUCCCAGCGGCCAGCAGCUUUUAUGAUAGCUGGUUCUGUCAACUGGAUCAGCAACUUUGCCGUUGGGCUUCUCUUUCCAUUAAUUCAGGAAGGUUUGGGCAACUACUGCUUUCUCAUCUUCGCUGCUAUUUGUUUGGCCGGAGCCCUCUACCUCUAUUUUAUUUUACCUGAAACGAAAAACAAGACUUUCGCUGAAAUCAAUCAAGCAUUUUCCAAAAUGAACAGAAUACCUUCCGCAACGACAGGAAAGGAGAUGUUUCCGGCAGAAGAGAGAGAUGGUGAGAUUAAGGUCUCCCCUAUAUCGAACAACGGACAGAGUCAAAUUGAACUUGAGAAGACACAAAAAACUUGUACAGUUUAGAAAAAAAUGCUUCUAGAACCAAACAUGUGCCAAAACGAACACAGUCUGUUCCACAGUGAACAAACAACAGAUGUAGAGAUCGGAUGAGAUGAUUACCUCCCUUGCUCUGUACCCAAUAUCAUAUCAUAUUAAGUUAGGUUGAAAAAAGACACACGUCCAUCAAGUUCAACAUAUAACCUUCCUAACUGCUAGUUGAUCCAGAGGAAGGCAAAAAACCCUUCUUUAAUGUGCUUAAGUGGGAGACAAUUCCUUCCUGACUCCAAGAUCAGACCAGUUCCUAGAUCAAAUAGUAGAGUUAUUACAUCGCUUGCUAAAAAGACAUCCCACCAAUUCUUGAAACAAAUAUAUUGACCAGUACCACUGAUUCAGGGAGAGUAUUCGACAACUUCACAGCUCUCACUGUAACAAUUAAAGUCUUCGAAUAUUUAGAUGGAACCGCCUUUCUUCUAAUCGGAAUGGAUUCCCUUGUGUCUGCUGGAAGGACCUACUGGUAAAUAAAGAGAGAUUAUUAUAUCAACAACAAACUGUAACAUACUGAACUAAAAAAGUAAUACUUUGGGAAAGCGACUCCCAGACUUAAAGGGAUACUGUCAUGGGAAAAAACAUUUUUUUCAAAAUGAAUCAGUUAAUAGUGCUGCUCAAGCAGAA